Molecule: messenger RNA, 1701 nt
Organism: Stegastes partitus (bicolor damselfish)
Lineage: Eukaryota; Metazoa; Chordata; Actinopteri; Pomacentridae
Product: tyrosine-protein phosphatase non-receptor type substrate 1-like
Exons: 6
Coding region: 21-920 (299 amino acids)
Source: RefSeq, a predicted model, not a curated record
UCUUGGGGCAUCACGGCAGGAUGGCGAAACAGCCUUACCUGCUUCUUUUGUUUGCAUGCCAAAUACAAGCCCUGACAGCGACCCCGGAGGGACUGAGGGUUAGACAGCACCCUCCAUCUCUCAGUGUGAUGCGGGGUGAGACGGCAACCCUGUCCUGUCAUUUCAAAGUUGAAUCCCUCAAGCAUGGGGUUCAGUGGUUCAAAAUGCAGUCGGAAAAGCAGCUCAUCGCAAAGUCAUCCAGGCAGAUCGCUUCAGAGAAGAAUCAAACCUCCUCCCUGGUGAUCACCGACGUGGCGCCGGAGGAUUCUGGGUGGUAUUACUGCGAGGUGAACGUCCUGCACAGAGACCCGGAGCGGGGCAACGGGACCGAGCUGGUCGUCUUGGCACCGCCGUCUGCUCCUAAAAUAUACCUCCAGAUUCCUUCAGACCCACAGACGGAGCGCUGGGCCCUCAUCUGUCUCACCGGGGGAUUCCACCCCAGUAGAGUCACCCUCACCUGGACGCACCAAAGUGCAGCAGCCGAUAUCGAUCGCCUGUCAGUCACCAAUUGCACCCUGCCGGCAAACAACCCUCACGGCAACCUGACCGACGGAGCCCCGCUGUCUUCUUGGUUGGUGAACUCUGUGCCUCGACGUCAGUCAAAGUGUUUCCAGGUGAUGGACAACCACAGCCGGGAAGUGUUUCUCUUCAGUGUGUUUUUCCUCCCGGAGAAGCGGUCUUUGAAAACGGGGAUAACUUUCACCUGUGGGGUGCAGGACCACCCUGCCAUGACCUCCGCUCUGACUGCCUCCUUCACUUGGGAUGCCUCCCCUAAUGAUGUGAUUCUAUACCUGAACGUUCUCAAGCUGUGUUUCCUCUCCGCGAUGACCUUUGUGUUUUUAUUGGAAGCAGCCAAACGUUUCUGUGUGCGAGGAAAAUGAUGUCUGCCAUGAAACGCAAAAUGAAAUAGGAGAGAAAACAAAAAAAGGGCCGGCGGGUAUUCAGCGUGGCUCAUCUCGGCAGACCAACCUUUGACAAACAACUUCAUACAAAUUCAAGUACAGAGUCGUCACAGAAAUGAGAAGAUUAAUUCUGAAUUGCUGGUGUUAUCUACACAAUAAGUAAAUACUGCGCAUAGGUCCCUCUCUCAUUUGCAAUAAAAGUUUCUUCCAAUUUCCAGACAGGCGCUUGUAUACGUCGGGUUUCAUCUGCUUCCUCUUUGCUCUCUCAUCCUCCUUGAUUUCUUUCUGCACAUCAAAGCCGUUUAUCUGUCUAACUUUUUUUUUUUUUUAUCGCUUGCCGGUGUGCUGACUAGCGUGUUUUUUUGGAUUCGUUCAUUGUGUCAUCGGCUGCUAGCCCGCAGAUCUUAGUCAUUCACUCGGGUCUUGUGCGUCAAAAUGAAUGCUUCAUGCAUGAUCCACCUGUCAAACGGAUACAGCCAUCAGCUCAACCUCCGUGUAGGCCUAAUCCUCACAAAAACAGGAUUACAAGCCGAUGCCAGAGCUUUGCUUGUGUGAUAGCAUUGUUUAUGUUCGCAGCGUGUGGGGUGAGAUCUUGAUUCGCAUGUUGGUGGAAGUUCAUUUUAAAUUUAGGCCUGCCCACGCUGCCGAGAGCAAGAAGCGGCGCCAGAAAUAACGAUCGCAACGCUCGUUGAUGUAUCUACAGUAACGCCAGAUCGGUGAUGUCAGGAACGCACUGCUCAAUAAACUUUCUACUGCUUCA